UCCGCUAUUCGUGCAUAUGUUGAAUGAAGCGAUAGUUUAAUAAAAUGGAGGUAUAACUUGUCUAAGCCGCACGUCCGUUCUUAGUGGCCUGUGACAAAUAAUCAAAUCGAGAUGGAAGUUGAUAAUCAAAGUGAAGACGGUGAAUUAAAAAAGAGUCCUGGUAAAGAUAUCGAAGAAUUUAGUUUCUCUGAAGAAGAUGGUGCAGACACAGCAGAUUCCCUAGAUAUAAAACCACCGCAAGCAGUAAUUAGACACCAUAAAUCCAACUCGUCACGCAGACGAGAAAAACACAGCGAGAGGAGAGAUCGCAGGGAGGAGAAGGAGCGGAAGUCUCGUCAUCACGAGCGUGACGAUGAGAGACACAGAGAUAAACGCAGACACCGCAGGCAUGGUAAUGAUGUCUUGGAUCGAACAGAACGGACGGAUGGACCGAAAAGAGAUAGAGAUCGAAUAGAGAGAUCAGAGAGAAUUGAUAGUGGACACAGUAGAGAUAGAGAAUCGCGGCAUGACCGCAAAGAAAGAAGCACCGGCGAUAGAGUUUUAGAAGAUUUGAGAGAAAGGAAUAAUAUCAGGUUGUUGGAUAAAAGGCGAGAACGGCGUGAAGAGCCUCGUGAUGUCCGCGAAUACAAAUCUGAGUCUCGCCGAGAGAUCCGAGUUGAGGAAACGCGUGAAACGCGGGAACCACGUGAGAGGCGAGAAAUCCGCAUAGAAGAAAGGCGUGGAGAGGAUCUCCGGGAACGACGUGAUGUUCGAAACAUGCUUGAAGAUCUUCGAGAUCGUCGUGAUGUUCGCACUGAAGAGCGAAGACAUGUACGUCCAGUGGAGGACCAUUUUUCAGAAUCAGAAGCUAUGGAAAGACCUGAAAAACGGCACAAAAGAUCGCACAAGCAUGAAAAAAAUCGUGACCGAGACAGAGAGAAAGUUGAAAGGGAUCGAGAGCACAGAGAGAAGCAAUUGAGAGAGGCAAUGGACAUCACUGAUGUAGAUGAUGGCGAAGAUAUGGAUGUUGAUGAAAUACCUAUGCAUAAUAAAGACCCGAAAGAAAUGAGUGAACAGGAAUUGAGGAAAGAAAGGUUGUUGGAGGCCGAUAGAGAAAUGGCGAGGAGAAAAGAGGUCUCCAGAUUAGAAUUGGAGGCUCGACGACUAAAAAGAGGAGAAAAACGGGUACAUAAUCCAGGCCCUGAUCAGGAUCAGGAUCCAUCUAUAGUCGAGCUGUCCGAUGAAAGUUUAAGUCCAGAUGCAUCAGAUGAAGCGCAAUCAAAGUCACCUGAAUCAAGGCAUUCGUCAGAAGAGCAGGUGGAAAGUCCACAAGAAAGGUCGUCAGAUCGCCCUUCAACUGAAUCAUCAGAAAGUACUAGCGACGAUGAUGACGAAUCUAAUGAUUCGAAUAAGGGAUCAAAUGACGAAUCAAACGAUGGAUCAGACUACAAUAAUCCAAGUCCUUUGUCUGUUGAUCGAUUAGCCAAGUCUGAUCAUUCUGACGGAGAUUCUCCUGGACGUGUUGAUUCAAAUGGAGCAACAAAAGACGUUGAAGAAGAAGAGAAGCCAGAAAAAGAGGAGGAACCUCUCAUCCCACCAUAUUUACCUGCCAUUCAAGGAUGUCGAAGUGUUGAGGAAUUCCAGUGCUUAAACCGCAUAGAAGAAGGAACGUACGGUGUUGUUUAUAGAGCAAGAGAUAAACGAACAGAAGAAAUAGUAGCGUUGAAGCGUUUAAAAAUGGAGAAAGAAAAGGAGGGCUUUCCAAUCACUAGUUUACGAGAAAUUAAUACCUUGUUGAAAGCACAGCACCCGAAUAUUGUUACCGUUAGAGAAAUCGUCGUCGGCAGUAACAUGGAUAAAAUAUUCAUAGUCAUGGAUUACGUUGAGCACGACUUGAAGUCUCUCAUGGAAACUAUGAAGCAAAAAAAGCAGGUCUUUAUUCCUGGUGAGGUGAAGUGUCUCAUGCAACAGCUUCUACGUGCUGUGGCGCAUUUACAUGACAACUGGAUACUUCACCGUGAUUUAAAAACUUCCAACUUGCUCUUGAGCCACAGAGGUAUCUUGAAGGUUGGAGAUUUCGGCCUUGCCAGAGAAUAUGGAUCCCCACUAAGGCAAUAUACACCUAUUGUCGUUACCCUGUGGUACCGAGCUCCAGAGUUGCUUCUGAAUGGAAAAGAAUACAGCACACCUAUUGAUGUCUGGUCUGUAGGAUGCAUAUUUGCAGAGUUACUACGAAUGGAGGCUCUCUUUCCAGGCAAAUCCGAAAUAGACCAACUCAACAGGAUAUUCAAAGAAUUGGGAACUCCAAGCGAACGCGUAUGGCCUGGUUAUAACAAAUUACCAGUAGUUCAGAAAAUACCAUUUUCUCACUAUCCUGUAAACAAUUUACGUCAAAGAUUUAGCAUGUCUUUGUCAGAUCUUGGGAUUGAAUUACUUAACAAAUUCCUCACCUACGAUCCACAGCAACGUGUCACAGCAGAAGAUGCUUUGAAACAUGGUUAUUUCACCGAAGCACCAUUGCCAAUCGACCCAGCUAUGUUUCCAACUUGGCCAGCUAAAUCAGAGUUGGGAAUUCGAACAGCUAAUGCAUCGCCGAAACCUCCGAGUGGUGGAAGGGAGUACAAACAACUAGGCGAUGGAGAUGACGCAGAUAUAAGCUCCUCCGGAUUUCAUAUGGGACUUUUAGAAAGAGGUAGAGCUCCUCCAGUCGGUGGUGGCUUUCACUUGAAAUUUUAAUUUAGACGAUUACCCAUUUUCAAGUUCCACUGAUACGGAACAGAUCUUUAGAGUGGGUUCAGCAAUGAAACGUGUAAUAAAUGCAUAAUUUUACCGCGGCUUUUCGUGAAAAUAACGGUGGUUAACAAAAUUUGAGUUUCUUUUUCUGCCACAUACAUCCGGCAAACUGAUCCUAUUGGAUUUGUGACUAAGCGACUCACUUUGUAAAAUCCUCUAUAUUUUAGACACUCAACUCUCUUAUGUUACAAAUUCGACAUAUUUCCUUUCUAAAUAAUUUAUUUACGUGAAAUGUUUCAACAUGAAAGGACUGAACGCAUUUUCUGUCUUUACCCAAUAAGAGUAUUGCGGUAUACGUAGUCUACGCAAAAUUAACAUUACAAAGCGUAAGGAGCGAAAGUGAUUCUUAUUCGUACAGCGUCGUUCUUAAUCAGUCUGAUUGAAGUAAAGCUUGGUAUUCAAUACUUGAGAAUUCGGAAAACGUGCGCAAAAUUGGAUACAGUGGUUUCGAUCCUGUAAUAUUAGUUUUUUUUUUUGUUUGCAACAACUGGUUUAUUAUCCGGCUGUACAAGACUAGAAUUAUUCUAAUAUCAUCAUUUUUAUACUAAUUAGUUGUAAUCAGCACAAAAACAUAAAUCAGUAUGCGAAGUGUUGACGAAAUCUUACUGUAAUUCAUUACGAGCAGCACUUUGACACUGACCAUUGAUUGUGAUUCCAUGUAUAAUAUCAACCUAUUUCAUGUAACUAUAAUAAAUACGAAUACGAGAUAA
Molecule: messenger RNA, 3482 nt
Organism: Neodiprion virginianus
Lineage: Eukaryota; Metazoa; Arthropoda; Insecta; Hymenoptera; Diprionidae
Gene: Pitslre
Product: cyclin-dependent kinase 11B
Exons: 10
Coding region: 112-2715 (867 amino acids)
Biological process (GO): regulation of mitotic cell cycle; protein phosphorylation
Cellular component (GO): nucleus
Molecular function (GO): cyclin-dependent protein serine/threonine kinase activity; ATP binding
Source: RefSeq, a predicted model, not a curated record